CCCCGCGCCGCUGUACCCCCCUCCCUCCAUGCCGCAGGAGAAAAGCAACGCGUCGCAACGUGCCGGCGAAAGCCCCAAAGGCUACCGCUAUGCCUCGCAUGUUGUCGAGAACCCGGGAAGCGAGCACGCCACAUUCGGCGUCCAGUUCUGUUUGAAACCCUCCAAGUACCAUCUGCAGGGCGGCGGGAGCGUGUGGGAGGGUCGCGGGCCACUGUGCCCCAUCGCCAAGGACCUGGAGAACGAUGCGGACAAACCUCAACCCGCCAACGGCGUCCAGGAAAUGGACAUUGACGACGACGACAUUUCCAUCGUCACCACGAAGAAGCCGAACGCCGAGGGGACCUGGCGCAAUCUCUUCGUCACAUGCAACGCAAACUGCGUCAGGGUGUAUGAGGCCAGGAAGAAGCUCAAGCCGCUCCUCCUGCAACUGUACGAAGACGAGGACCCCAAGGAGGAGUUUUACUGCGUCGCGUGGACCUACAAUGCGGACGGCAACCAUGAGUGGUGGGCGUGCGCGGCGGGGAAGAAGGGCGUUGUACGAAUCCUCAACGUGCAGAAGGCAAGCAUGAAGACGUCGCUCGCGGGCCACGGCGAGGCCAUCAACGACCUCAAGGUGCACCCACGCGACCCGGCGCUCCUCAUCACGGCGUCCAAGGACGAGUCGUUGAGGCUGUGGAACUUGCGCACGGGGUCGACGGUGGCCGUCUUUGCAGGGCUCAAGGGGCAUCGAGGCGAGGUCGUGCACGUCGACUUCGACAGGGAUGGGAAGCGCUUUGCUAGCUGCGGCAUUGAUAACAGCGUCAGAAUAUGGGACGCCGAUGAGGCCAAGGUCAUUCGCGCCAUCAAGGAGUCGCAUGAGGCCGCGGAUCUGGGCGUGGAGGACACGUAUGUGUACCGCGACAAGACGGGGACGCGGAAGAAGACCAAGGUGCCAAUAUGUCAGUUUCCGUACUUUGUCACGAGGAAGGUGCACAAGCAUUAUGUGGAUUGCGUUAUGUGGGUCGGGGAUCUGCUGCUGAGCAAAUCCGUGCAUAACCGCAUCUUCCUGUGGGAGCCGACGGCCGAUCGCGAGUCUCUCUCCUCGCCGGCUUCCAACUACACGCUGCUGGAGGAGUACGUGCUCAGCGUUUGUCAUGUAUGGUUUAUCCGCUUCGCGAUGGAUCGCUCGCGUCGGCUCAUGGCUUGUGGAAAUGACAAGGGAAUGGUAUCGGUUUUCGAUCUAAAAACAAUCCCAUCUAAACCUCUCUGCGAGGUUUGUCCAAAGGACAAGUAUCGGUACUCGUCCCAUUUUGUAAGACAAUGCGCAUUUUCAGAGGAUGCUUCUUUCCUAAUAGCAGUCGAUGAUCGAUCGUGCGUGGUGCAGUAUGAGAGCUUCUAA
Chondrus crispus (carragheen) is the source of this 1378-nucleotide messenger RNA. RefSeq lists its product as hypothetical. Gene Ontology annotation, cellular component: ESC/E(Z) complex. The coding region runs from base 29 to 1378 and encodes 449 amino acids. Lineage: Eukaryota; Rhodophyta; Florideophyceae; Gigartinales; Gigartinaceae. Gene Ontology annotation, biological process: negative regulation of transcription by RNA polymerase II. Gene Ontology annotation, molecular function: nucleosome binding; protein binding. The record is from RefSeq and is a predicted model, not a curated record. The transcript has 3 exons.